Quercus lobata is the source of this 579-nucleotide messenger RNA. RefSeq names its product phytosulfokines 3-like. Gene Ontology annotation, molecular function: growth factor activity. Gene Ontology annotation, biological process: cell population proliferation. Lineage: Eukaryota; Viridiplantae; Streptophyta; Magnoliopsida; Fagales; Fagaceae. The transcript has 2 exons. Bases 66 to 320 code for a protein of 84 amino acids. Gene Ontology annotation, cellular component: extracellular region. The record is from RefSeq and is a predicted model, not a curated record.
ACACAGUCCCUUCUCUCCGUGUCUCAUGCUCCUUUGACAGUUCUAGUCUUCCAGAGAGUAUCAAAAUGUGGUCAAAGCUCAGCACCAUUUGCAUGGUUGCUCUCCUCCUCUUCUUCACACAAACCUAUGCCACUGCCCGCCCUGAGCCCAAAUUUUCCGAUGCCACUCCAAUCAAGAUCGAUACUCAACAUGUGGAUGCCGAAUUAGAGAAGGCUAUGGUGGAGGACCUUUGUGAAGGAUUUGGGAAAGAAGAGUGCUUAGAGAGAAGAACACUUGCGGCUCACCUUGAUUACAUCUACACUCAGAAGCACAAGCCAUGAAAUUUGUCUUACUGUAUUAAUUCUGAUAAUUUCUGGGUUAUGUGUAUGUGCCUGUAAUUUCAUAUAUGCUAUGUAGUAAUAGCUGCCAUAGGUUAUGUUUCAAGAGCUUAGUCAAGUAUUUGUUCUGUAUCGAUCACCCAUUGUUUUGUUUUUCUUUCUUGUAGGGAUAGAGUUUGUCUGUAUUGGUAUAGAGAUAUUUAUAUUCCUGUGUAAAUUAGGUAGAGAUACUUUCUUAUGAAGAUUCCUCUUUCACUUUCUU